ACCGAGACAGGGGAAUUGAUUUUAAUGGCGGAAUUUGCAGGAGGAUCCUAUUGGCUUCUCUCGGCUGCUGCUGCAUCAACCACAUUUCUUGCUUUCAUCAUCAUCUUCUUCCUUGCGGGAAUAGCAAGAAGAAAGAGAAGAGAGCCUCAUAGGCUGCCUCCGGGAAGCAGAGGAUGGCCUUUGAUCGGAGACACCUUCGCUUGGCUCAAAGCCGUCUCUGGUUCUCAUCCUUCAAGCUUCGUUGAGCAACAAAUCAAAAAGUAUGGGAGGAUAUUCUUGUGUAGCUUGUUUGGGAAAUGGGCAGUGGUAUCAGCUGACCCGGCGUUUAACCGGUUCAUAAUGCAGAACGAAGGCAAGCUGUUUCAGUCGAGUUAUCCAAAGUCUUUCAGGGAUUUGGUUGGGAAAGAUGGAGUGAUCACGGUGCACGGUGAUCAGCAGAAACGACUUCACUCGAUAGCAUCGAGCAUGAUGCGUCAUGACCAGCUCAAGAAUCAUUUUCUUGAGGUUGCCAUUCAUCUUAUGGUUAACCAACUUCUCGGUGUGUCGAGCGAAUCAGAAGUCGAUGAAAUGUCUCAGCUUUUCUCCGAUUUUGUUGAUGGAUGUCUCUCUGUUCCUAUCGACUUGCCUGGUUUCACAUACCACAAAGCAAUGAAGGCACGAAAGGAGAUCAUAAGAAAGAUAAACAAGAUGGUAGAGAAGUUGUUGCAGAACAAAGAAACAUCAGAUACUGCUGGUAAUGGUGUACUUGGAAGAUUGCUUGAAGAAGAAAGCUUGCCAAACGAAUCCAUGGCAGAUUUUAUCAUCAAUCUACUGUUUGCCGGAAAUGAAACUACCUCAAAAACAAUGCUGUUUGCGGUUUACUUCCUCACUCAUUGUCCUAAGGCCAUGACCCAACUCCUGGAGGAACACGAUAGGCUCGCUGGAGGAACGCUAACAUGGCAAGAUUACAAGACAAUGGACUUCACUCAAUGCGUAAUAGAUGAAACACUCAGGCUUGGGGGAAUUGCGAUAUGGCUUAUGAGAGAGGCGAAAGAAGAUGUCUCAUAUCAAGAUUAUGUCAUUCCCAAGGGAUGCUUUGUUGUUCCGUUUCUCUCGGCAGUGCACUUAGAUGAGAGCUAUUACAAGGAAAGUCUCUCCUUCAAUCCAUGGCGAUGGCUUGACCCUGAAACUCAGCAAAAAAGGAAUUGGAGAACGAGCCCUUUCUAUUGCCCAUUUGGUGGAGGAACUCGGUUUUGUCCAGGAGCAGAACUGGCUCGCCUACAAAUUGCUCUCUUUCUGCAUUACUUCAUCACCACAUACAGGUGGACACAACUUAAGGAAGAUCGUAUCUCCUUCUUCCCUUCGGCUCGUCUAGUGAAUGGCUUCAAAAUCCAGUUGAACAGACGAGACAGUGAUCCUCGGAAUCAAUAAAGAACCAACACUCUCCACCUCUGUAGAUCUCUUUGUAUUGAUGUAUAUUCACUCAAAACCAUGUGAUUUUUUGUAACUCCAAAUUUGUGUAAUAGUUUUAACUCCAAAGUUGCUCAGAUCUAAGUACUCUAUAAAACUCAACACCCCAG
Messenger RNA from Arabidopsis arenosa, 1559 nucleotides. The record is from the annotation of a GenBank genome assembly. Lineage: Eukaryota; Viridiplantae; Streptophyta; Magnoliopsida; Brassicales; Brassicaceae.